AUGGCCGUGACAGCCCAAUUCCUUACGGGUGUCCGCGAUAUUCUCAAGAGUCUCAAUGGAGAAGCGCUGCGCGAUUGGCUGAAGGUCGAGCCACCUUUACCGCAGGAAUACUAUAACCUCGCAUCCGAUCUCAAGAGUACCUAUCAAGAUGACAAUGCGCUCGAAAAGCUGGUCGAGCAGUGCCUACCGGAAGAAGAUGAUGUUCCAGAAGGCCAGGGAACAACAUGGCCCGGCUUCCUCUCUUUCAUAAAGGACUAUCUUAUCUACUGGAGGGACGUAGAAUUUGACGACCUUCUGGGCGCCCAUCAAUUGCUCACGGCAUUGACCAAUUCAUGCGCCACGGCGCUUAACAAUCCCACGUAUGGAACAAUAAUGUUGCAGUCGAGCAUAUCACUUUGCGGCUCUCUAUCGACCUUGUCGAUGACCCUAAAUAAACGACCUGAUCUCACUAGGAAGCUGGCAGCUAUCCAUGCUGGUGACGAGGAACGGAAGUCGGUUAUCGAGAUCACAGCGGAGAUCAUGCAAAAGUUCUUUACGACGUGUCUCACGGACCGGUCAAGUCCGCGCUUCGCAGAACCUACGGGCAAGAAGGUUGGCAUCUACGUCUUCGCUAACAAGACCUUGAAACUAUUAACCAUGAAUAGCAAGUCUUACCUGGCGGCGCAGCUGUUAACUAAUAUUAUGGCAAAAUCACCGCCGCUUUCGUACUAUCCAGCCGCUCAAAGGGUGACGUUUUUGUAUUUCCUCGGCCGCUUCCACUUCAACCACAAUCACUUCUGGCGAGCAGCACAAUGCUUACAGGAGGCCUAUUCACAAACGCCAGCACGCUUCCUAAAGCAUCGCCGAAUCAUACUCACAUACUUGAUACCGGCGAAUUUCGUCUUAGGCCGCCUACCCUCGCAGGCUCUUCUCCAGCGACCAGAAGCUCAGCCUAUGGCUCAGUGUUACUCUCAGUUUUCAUUAGCAAUUCGAAAAGGCGACUAUAUACUCUUCCAGCACACCAUCAAACAGCACGAAAGCUGGUUAAGGAGCAAAGGCUUUCCUUUAUAUACUACCCUCCAAUGGCGUAUUCGGCCGCUACUCUGGCGAUCGCUCUCACGACGAACAUUCCUGCUGACAUACACACCUCCCGCCGAAGGGGAUUCGCGCAAAGCUGCCGUAUUAAAGCUUGCGGAUUUUAAUACUACAAUGAGUUAUGUCCAGAAGCGGCUCGAGGGAUAUUUCCCCGCAAAAUUGGCUCCGAAGGGGCGCCAGUCCAGUGUCAACAGCUAUCUCCUAAAAGCUGUCUCCAACAGUGCGGGAACUGGUACGGGAAACUCUACCAUCGCGCCGCCUCCCGGUGGACCUAAGCAUCUAACGCCAGAUGAAGGUCUAUUGUCCGGUAAUAUGGCUGUAGAUGACCUCAUCGUCGAAAACAUCACUGCGUCGUUGAUAAGCCAGGACCUUCUACACGGGUAUAUAGCGCACUCUCAAGGCGCAUUCGCUAUCAUGGGCACCAAGCAGAAGGGCAGUGCAAUGGCGGCCGGUUGGCCCACUGUCAGCGAAGUGAUUGACCAGCGGUCCAUAGAGUCUGUUAUCCCGGGGUGGGUCAAGGAUGAGUAG
Daldinia childiae is the source of this 1602-nucleotide messenger RNA. RefSeq names its product PCI domain-containing protein 2 like protein. Bases 1 to 1602 code for a protein of 533 amino acids. Gene Ontology annotation, molecular function: double-stranded DNA binding; RNA binding. Lineage: Eukaryota; Fungi; Ascomycota; Sordariomycetes; Xylariales; Hypoxylaceae. Gene Ontology annotation, cellular component: transcription export complex 2. The record is from RefSeq and is a predicted model, not a curated record. The transcript is spliced from 3 exons. Gene Ontology annotation, biological process: poly(A)+ mRNA export from nucleus; transcription elongation by RNA polymerase II; post-transcriptional tethering of RNA polymerase II gene DNA at nuclear periphery.